Hordeum vulgare subsp. vulgare (domesticated barley) is the source of this 3304-nucleotide messenger RNA. Its product is annotated as ubiquitin carboxyl-terminal hydrolase 17-like. Bases 260 to 3046 code for a protein of 928 amino acids. The transcript is spliced from 12 exons. Gene Ontology annotation, molecular function: cysteine-type endopeptidase activity; cysteine-type deubiquitinase activity. Lineage: Eukaryota; Viridiplantae; Streptophyta; Magnoliopsida; Poales; Poaceae. The record is from RefSeq and is a predicted model, not a curated record. Gene Ontology annotation, biological process: protein deubiquitination. Gene Ontology annotation, cellular component: cytosol; nucleus.
CACCUCGCAGGCGCAGCCCGCCCCGCGGCGCCCGCAUUCUGGAGCCUUCCGCGGCUGCCGUUACUGCCCGCGGACGGGGACAAAAGCGGGCGCGUGCCCCGGCCCUAUACCCCCGCGGGCGAGGCGCAGCAAUUCGGCGUGCGGCUGCCUUGUUCCAUUGUCUGGGCCUGCGAGGGAGGGAGGGAGCGAGUGUGCGCGAGAGUGCUCCGGGCGGCGGCCGUGAGAUCUGUGCGCGCGGUCGGGGCCGUGGGAGGAGGCGAUGGCGUCUUUCGUCGCCGUGCUGGUGGCAAUCAUGGUCGUGGCGCUGGUGGCGGUGAUGCGGCGCGCGGCCGCGAGGAAGGAGGACGCGGAGAGGACGGCCUGGCUCGCGGCGGAGCAGGCCCAGUUCGCGGAGCGCGACGCGUUCUACUACUAUGAUCACCACGCCGCGCCUCACUGGACGGCGCCGGACACGACUCAGUGGACGGCGCCGCAGGUGGCCUGGCCGCCGGUCAACCAGGUGGCGGCGAUGCGGCUGGCCUGGCCGCCGGUCGAACAGAUGGAGGCACCGCCGGUGGCUUGGCCGCCGGUCGAGCAGGCGGCGGCGUCGCAGGUGGAUUGGCCGCCGGUCAAGAAGGUGGCCGCGCCGCAGGUCGUCUGGCCGCCGGUCUUGAAGGUGAUGGCGCCGCAGGUGGCCUGGCCACCGGUCGAGCAGGUGGCUUGGCCGCCGGUCGAUCAGGUGGCGGGGCCUGAGGUGGCCUGGCCGCGGGACGAACAGGUGGCAGCGCCGCGGCUCGAACAGGAGGAACAUGAGGCGGCGACGGAGCCUAUGCUAGCGGCGGCGGCGGGGAAGAAAGGGCCGUGUGCGGUGUGCCGGACGCCGACUACGUUCAGGUGCAAGCGCUGCAAGAGCGUCAAGUAUUGCGCCGUCAAAUGUCAGAUAGCUCACUGGAGACAAGGACACAAAGAUGAAUGCCAUCCACUCAGUGCUGAUGCUAGAGAAGACACCACAAUAAAAGCUUCUUCCACGAAGAAAAUUGAACGCACUAGCUCAGAUGAAGAAAGUGUGGUGACCGGAGUCGAGCAAGCAGUUGAAAGCAAGGAGAUGCCCCUUGAGAAGGCGUCCAAUACGUCAGAGGCUUCUCAGCAUGAUGGCGCAGAGUUCACAUUUCCUCAGGUUACAGGACAUGCUGAAUCUGCUGACUGUUCGGGUUCUCCAACUUUUGGUAAAUCGUGCAAAGUCGAGGGCGCUUCCGUUAUUGAAAAUGGCUCUCACACUCAGAUUCCGGUAGCGUGUGAUCCAUCUGAAAAGGCUGAUGAUCUUCCUGAAUCCUCUGUUAAAUCAGAGAUCAGAGUUGUGGUGCCAGAUAAUCUACCAACGACGAAAAGUUUGAUCAGGCAACAAACUGCUCCAACAGUCGUGAGGCACUAUCCAUCGGAAUCGAUGUGUCAGACACUUUUUCCGUAUGAACUUUUCGUCAAGCUCUACAACUUUGACAAGGUGGAAUUGCGUCCUUUCGGUCUUUGUAACCUUGGGAAUAGUUGCUAUGCAAAUGUCGUGCUUCAGUGUUUGGCCUUUACCCGACCACUUACAGCGUACUUUCUCGAGGGGCUUCAUUCAAAAAAAUGUUCCCAAAAGGAAUGGUGCUUCUUAUGCGAGUUUGAAAAACUGAUUGUGGAGGGUAAGCAAGGACAGUCUCAAUUAUCACCUACUGGAAUACUCUCACAUUUGUCUGACAUCGGAAAUAGCUUUGGCCCGGGUAAAGAGGAAGACGCUCAUGAGUUUCUCAGGUACGCAAUUGAUACUAUGCAAUCUGCUAGCAUGAAGGAAGCCAAUGCAAAUGGUGCCCAUAAGUUAUCUGAAGAAACAACACUGAUUCAGCUAAUGUUCGGGGGCUAUCUACGAUCUAAGAUAAAAUGCACAAAGUGUGGGGUCAGUUCAGAACAUUGCGAGCGUAUUCUGGAUCUUACUGUGGAAAUAGAUGGGGAUAUCAGUACUCUUGAAGAAGCACUUCAUCGAUUUACAUCUUCAGAAGUCUUAGAUGGCGAUAAUAGAUACCAUUGUACCAGAUGCAAGACGUAUGAACGUGGCAAAAAGAAGUUGACAAUAUCAGAAGCACCAAAUAUCCUGACUAUUGCACUGAAAAGAUAUCAGUCUGGUAUGUUUGGCAAGAUUAAUAAAGCCAUCAGGUUCCCGGAGUACUUGAAUUUGUCUAGCUACAUGAGUGCAACAGAUGAUUGUUCCCCUGUGUACAGGCUCUAUGCUGUGGUUGUCCAUCGUGAUGUUAUGGAUUCAUCCGUUUCUGGUCAUUAUGUAUGUUAUGUCAAGGACUCGCAGGGGAAAUGGUACGAAAUGGAUGACAGCCAGGUGAAACGUGUUUCUCUGAAAAAUGUCCGGUCGGAGUGUGCAUAUAUGCUGCUUUACGCAAGGUGUUCGCCACGGGCUCCGAGGUCUCUAAGGAAAUUGAUUAUUGGUCAAGGCCUAUCACACACAAAAAAAGCUAGGAAGACAACAGAUCCAGAACCAACUUGCUCGGAAGGACAGAGUUACUUUAGCAGGCAUCAAGGUGCGCAAUCGCAGUCUUGCAGGGAUCAUGCAGUGAAUGGCCACACCUACAGGCUGGUUAACAACACAUUGAACCCAGUAUUAGAGUCCACAAGUACAAGCGAGGAUUCUUCGUUGUUCAGCCAUUCUGAUGCAGGUUCAAGCGGCAAUUUAAGCAGCGAUAACACUGACAGCACAACGAACCCAGGCGGCAGCAAGGAGUAUGCUUACAUAUCUGGAAGCUCGGAUCAAAUGCACCCAUUAAGCAGAGUGGUUUCGCCUCAGGAGCAUUCCCGCCAGAUGUCCAGCUUGAACCCUAGCUCUUCAACUCAAUAUGCUGAUCAAGGUGAGGUUGAUAAGCUGCAGCAGCUCAAGCAUCAGGCAAGCAAAGGGGUUUGGGAUGAGGGCUGUGAGGGCCCAGCCUUCUUCUAUGUUGACCAAGGUGGCCUGUAUGGAUGGCAGGACCCAGGAUCGAUACAGUGCCCAUCUCAUUUAGCACAGAAGACAGGAGUGGAGAUCUAACGUCUUGGGGGUAGGAACGUCGCCGACGAAACGAACUGUCAAGGGCUUCAAACAGGAGUUCUCUGAAAUUCGUUCAAGGACAUUUCCAUUUCUGCUUGGUGUUCCUGCACCCAAGUUUUUCGCUAGGUGGAGUGAGAACUUUGAACUAUAUAUAUAAGUUUUUUUUUUGACAGAGAGAAACCUAACAAUAAUCUUGGGGGUGUAAACUUGGCACCUAGUAGCUCCUGGUAUAUAGUAAUGUAAGAAGUUCACAACAAU